Molecule: messenger RNA, 1858 nt
Organism: Spodoptera exigua (beet armyworm)
Lineage: Eukaryota; Metazoa; Arthropoda; Insecta; Lepidoptera; Noctuidae
Source: the annotation of a GenBank genome assembly
UAUUGUUAUUUUAAUAGUGAUUAGUGUUUUGUUUAUGUGAAAGUUCAUUAGGAAAAUGAGGGACGAGAAAAUGCGUCAGGUGAUGAUGUCGAAUGUGGCACCAAAUAAUGAACAUGCGCCAAUCAUUGAGGCGGAUCUUGAAGAAGCGUUGGAGUUAGCUGGCACAGGCAGGUACCAAGUAGUUCACAACCUGGUGAUGCUGGCCACGCUUUUCGCUUCUAUCCUGGAGAUGAUCGGCAUCGCCUUCAUACUGCCGGCUGCGGCCUGCGACCUGGAUAUACCGGAUUAUCUGAAGGGGAUUCUAACUUCUUUGCCAAACAUAGGUAUAAUUUUAACCGCUCCAUUUUGGGGCCGUGCAGCAGACUCCAUGGGCAGGAAGCCAGUACUGCUCGGUUCUCUGAUAGUGUCAGGGGCCACCGCCUUCAUCGCCGCAUUCAUGCCUUCGCUGGUCACUUUCGCGCUCUUCAAACUUGCUUCCUCUCUAUUCUUGUCCUGCCCAUCAUCGUUAGGCUACGCGUAUGUUUCGGAGAUGUUGCCUCGCAAACGACGAGACUUUGCAGUCCUAGUUACGAACGGACUCAUCAAUUUACUAACGUUCUUGAGCCCUGGUCUAGCCUGGAUAAUUCUGUCCUACGACUGGGAAUAUCAGUUCGGAACAUUAGACCUGCGACCAUGGCGACUGCUGACAGCUGUGUAUGCCUUCCCACUGCUGCUUGCUGCCUUAUGCAUGAUCGGAGCUGAUGAGAGCCCCAAGUUCCUGAUGACGAAAGGCAAGGAUAAGGAGGCUUUGGCAGUCGUGAGGAAGAUCUACUGUGUAAACUCAGGGCUACAUGAGGACAGUUAUUGUGUAAAAUCGCUGAAGACACCAUGUGACGUCAAUGACUCUGAGCAGCGCGGCUCGGGAUGUGCGCUUGCUCCGAAAACACAAUCGGAGUCUGCGUUCGCGCUGCUUCGGCCUCCGCAUCUGAAGUGGUUCGCGCUCACUGGGUUUCUCAUGUUCGGCCUGUUCUCUUUCCUAAACGGAUUGUUCCUCUUCGCACCAGACACAAUCAAUAAAGUUAUGAACAGCAAUGAGACGAGUGGCACCGUUUGCGAACUUAUGGACAUGUCUGACAACUCGACAUCAUCGACAGAAUGCCUGGACUCGAUUUCAUACCACACUUUCUACAUCAUGGUGGUCACGACACUGGUGUACGGGGUGCUGGUCACCGCCGGCAGCAUGAGCCCGCUCUCCAAGAAGACACUGCUCGUCUCAAUGUUCUGCGUUGUUGGAGUCGGCUGCCUGAUCGCUGGGUUGUCCACUAAUAGGAUCCUGGCCGGAGUAGCAAUGUCAUCCUUACAGCUGACAGCGUUGGGCAUUGGACCACUCACAGCAUACGUGGUUCACCUCUUCCCCACCACACUCAGGGGCACGGCAGUGGGCGCCGUGUUGAUGUUUGGGCGAUUAGGCUCUGUGGUCGGCGCAAACGCAGCCGGGGUGUUCCUCAGCGCUGCUUGCAUUCUCACCUUCUAUGGCUUCGCUUUCCUAGUCUUUUUAUGCGCAGGCCUGAGUUUUCUCCUACCGUCAACAGAACAAACAACGAAACCACAGGAAGCAGGCGCAGACAGCUGAUAAACAUAGCUUAUUUGUAAACUAGAUGUAAUUUGUAUUUUAUACUUUUAUAUUUAAACCACCUAUCUAUUAAAUGUCUUAGAUAAGAUUUUUUUUGUAAUAUUUCUGUCCCGUUCUAUUGACAAAUAUAAUUAUCCAGCCAGUACGAAGGACUAGCUAGUAAGUUUAAAACUCUAUCGGCGUUAUUACAAAACAAGGUUUUACUUUAGUCUAGGACUAAACCAUUGAGCCAAUUUUCGUUUUUCA